CACAAGAUCUCUGUUGUGCUGAUUAAUAAAGACAUUACCUUAUGACUUCAGCAAUGUCCUUGGAAAAGAUGUGGGAGGAAGUCACGUGCCCUGUCUGUCUGGAUCCGAUGGUGGAGCCUGUGAGCAUUGAAUGUGGUCAUGGAUUUUGCAAGGAAUGCAUCUCUGAAGUGGAGGCAAAGGGACGUAGACUCUGUCCUGUGUGCCGGCAGCAGUUCAUGCUCAGGAAUGCUCGACCCAAUAGACAAGUAGCCAAUUUGAUAGACAACCUUAGACAAAUGAGUAUGGAUGACAAGAAGGUUGCACAAGAGGAGAGGUGUGAGGUGCAUGGAAAUAAACUUCACCUGUUUUGUCAAAAUGAUAGCAAGGUUCUUUGCUUGCUAUGUUCUAAAUCCAAAAAACACCUUGACCACCACAUGGUUCUAAUUGAUGAAGCUGCUUUAGAAUAUCAGGAGAAGCUCCAGGUGGCAUUGGAGAAACUAAGAAGACAAAAGGAAUUAGCUGAGAAGUUGGAAAUGGAUAUUACAACAAAAAGAGCAGCCUGGAAGGAAGAGAUGAAAACACACAAAUUGAGGAUUCAUGCAGAAUUUGUGCAACAGAAAAACUUCUUAGAUGAAGAAGAAUAUAGACAACUUCAGAAGCUAGAGAAAGAUGAGAGGGAACAACUGAGAAUCCUGGGGGAGACCGAGACUGAACUGGCCCAACAGAGCCAGGCCCUACAAGAGCUGAUAGCAGAGCUGGAUCAGAGAAGUCGGGGUUCUCCCUUGGAAUUGCUGCAGGAUGUGAAAAUUAUUCUACAAAGGAGUGAAUCAUGGAAUCUGACAGAACUGAACAUAACCACCCCAACCUUGAAUAACAAGUACCAUGUGCCAGGACUGAAGAAGAUGCUAAGGACUUGUGGAGUACAUAUCACUCUGGAUCCUCAUACAGCCAAUUCAUCUCUCAUAAUUUCAAAGGAUCAGAGACAAGUGAGGCUUGGAAUUGUCCAGCAAAAAGUACCUGAAAAUAAGGAGAGAUUUGAUAGUUAUCCUAUGGUUCUGGGUGCCCAGCACUUUGACUCUGGAAAGUUUUACUGGGAAGUAGAUGUGACAGGAAAGGAUGCCUGGGACCUGGGAGUGUGUAGAGAUUCUGUGCAGAGGAAGGGGCCUUUUCUGCUCUGCCCCCAAAAUGGCUUCUGGACUAUUUGGUUAUGGGGCAAACAGUAUGAAGCUGGCACCUCCCCCCAAACUCCACUCCAUCCUCAGGUGCCUCCAAAACAGGUUGGAAUCUUCCUGGACUUUGAAGCCAAAACUGUCUCCUUCUACAACAUCACUGACCAUGGCUCCCUCAUCUACACCUUCUCUGAAUGUGAUUUCAAUGGAUCUCUGCGGCCCUUCUUCAAUACUGGUUUUAAUGACAACGGAACCAAUGCAUUUCCUCUGACCCUCUGUCCAUUGAAGAUGGGAUGCUAGGUUCCAUUGACUCUCUAGA
Molecule: messenger RNA, 1467 nt
Organism: Suncus etruscus (white-toothed pygmy shrew)
Lineage: Eukaryota; Metazoa; Chordata; Mammalia; Eulipotyphla; Soricidae
Gene: TRIM21
Product: tripartite motif containing 21
Exons: 6
Coding region: 42-1448 (468 amino acids)
Molecular function (GO): protein binding; zinc ion binding
Source: RefSeq, a predicted model, not a curated record